Messenger RNA from Cylindrotheca closterium, 543 nucleotides. NCBI's taxonomy places the organism in Eukaryota, Bacillariophyta, Bacillariophyceae, Bacillariales, Bacillariaceae. The record is from the annotation of a GenBank genome assembly.
AUGUUGGAAACAGUGGAAAAGGAAGGCAACACGUCCAUCAUUUCAUGGCUGCCGGGGCACCCACAAGAUGCGUUCAAAGUCCACAAGAAAGAAGAAUUCAUGGAGCAUGUGUUGCCGCGCUUCUUCGAUCAGACCAAGUUCAAGUCGUUUCUACGACAACUGAACGUAUGGGGAUUUGAACGAAUAAACGAUUCAGGUCCAAGACACGGAGGCUACCGCCAUUCAUUAUUCAUCAAGAAUCGGCCCGACUUAUGUGCUGGAAUGAAGAGAACGAAGAUAAAGGGAGCGAAACAAGGAGAUUCAGCCAUGGGCUCGCAACAGCAGCUGUCGGAAACGGAGCUACAGCAAAAUAUCAAUGCAAUACUUUAUCACAGUGCUGAUGGUGAUCAUCAAUGUGGAGGACAAAAGCGAGGCGGGACCAAAAGGAACGACGAAACGUCCUUCGAUACCAUUGAAUAUGAAAGGAUACCAGACAAUAUUCCUGUUGCCGCGGAACUAUCUCGCAUGUAUGCAGAAGAGAUGAAAGAGACAGACGGUUUCUGA